Molecule: messenger RNA, 1138 nt
Organism: Helicoverpa zea (corn earworm)
Lineage: Eukaryota; Metazoa; Arthropoda; Insecta; Lepidoptera; Noctuidae
Product: OCIA domain-containing protein 1-like
Exons: 6
Coding region: 132-893 (253 amino acids)
Cellular component (GO): endosome
Source: RefSeq, a predicted model, not a curated record
AAGCAUAAAAAUAGAUGUCAAAUGGCAAGUCAUGUCACACGACCCGAAAGAAUUCGUUCAAGUAAUGAUUUAGCUCAUUGAUUUUAAAAGUGUAAAGAUUUUCCGACUAAUGCCAUUUGUUUGCUGAGAGCAUGACGGACCCUUCUUCAUAUGGGUAUCGGGAGAGCGCGACGCAGCUGCCACAGGCGGAGCAGCAGAGGCCGGGCGGUGUGCUCCCGUCGGAGUACAAGUUCGCUCCAGAUGAGCUGCGCGUGCUGGGCGAGUGUAACCGAGAGAGCUUCUUCCAGCGGUCUCUGCCGCUCGGUACCACGCUGGGCCUUGGUGCCUAUUUUGCUAUUCAAAAAGGUCACUUAAAACCAAAUCCACGGUUCGGGGUGAUCCCCAAAGUGACUCUAGCUGUGAUGGUGGGCUACUUCAUCGGUAAGCUGUCGUACCAGCAAGCAUGUGCCGAGAAACUCAUGGCGUUACCCGGCAGCUACAUCGGACAGCUGUUACGGGAGCGAAGGGAUGGAAAAGUAGGAGGAGGCGGGCAGACUAUGGUUACCAGGCCAGGAUCGACGAUGUUGGGCGCGAACCCGGGCGACAUCUAUUCGGAUGCUGGUCCUGGCAACUCCCUGGAUCUUGACACUGACCGUCCUCUCUUCAACGACGAUUCCUACCGUCCAGGACAGCCAACCCCAAUACCAUCUCCGGACAUGGCACCCAAAAGUGCUAAUCCGGCUUUGACGUAUGAAGAGCUGCGUCGUAAGAAUAGAGAAGAUUACAAAGGCGCCAAGCAGGACCCCUACAGGACUGACCUGGGUCCGGCGCCGAACGUAACGCGCAUGCGCCCGUCGGAACCCGCCCCGCCCGCACCCGCACCGACGAACAAGUACGGUGACGUCAUGGAAUAGUACGUCGCUCGUUGUAGUCCUGUCUUCGCGUAGUCCACCCAUACGUUUCAUAAGUACAUCGUGAUAGUGCGCGCUUACUAGCAAAGCCUUCAAGGUUGGUACUCUUGGUAUACCGUCGUAGAGUAACGAAAUAUAUAGGCUGAAAUACUGGCCAGUAGUACGCAUUUGUCAGAAAACUUACCUCAUCGUUAUUAUGUAUGUAUGAAACUGUUUUCAAUAAAAGGAAAAAUAUAGAUGAAUUUUUA